AUGUCUCUGAAGAUGCAUCUGCUAGACAGCGAUGGAGAGAAAAGCGAUCAAGACUUGGUGGUAGAUGUUGCGAAUGAGGAGGCAUCAUCGCCACAUGCGAAUGGUGAGCACUCGGAUCCACGUGAGAACGGUACUCUAGAGAAGUUGGGCGCUCCAGGACACGUGGGGCCUAUUUCCGGUGCUGGUUCGACAUCCGUAAAAGACAGACCACCCUCGCGGAGCGGAAGUUCCUCCGCUCGUAGCACACCGUCUCUGAAAAGUAAAGAUAUCGACAAGCCGGGUACACCUGUGGCGGCGGCGAGGGGGUCGCGCAGCUGUACGCCAACUAUGGGCGGAAUCCCUGGUCCCUUGGCAUCGCGGGUCUAUCAUCCGCCAUCGUCGCAGCAAACGCCACCGCAGGGCUAUCAGGGUUUGCCGUCCCGCGGCAAUGAGCCGCACAGCAACUUACCAUACGCCAGGACUUCGAUGCUCGGCUUCGACGGUCAUGUGAGGACUAUCCUACCAUCAGCUAAUGGAAUAAGCAAUAUUCCGGGUGGUAAACCGUAUAGCGUACUCGUUCCAUAUGAACGGCGAGGGUCAGCUGCAGCCAGUGCCAUUCCCCACGGACGCUCUUAUAGGACCGGGAAUCGUCACGCGCGUCAGAUUAAUUCCUUGACUCACGGUGAAGUUGUGUGUGCUGUUACGAUUUCGAAUCCGACCAAAUACGUCUAUACGGGUGGCAAAGGGUGCGUUAAAGUCUGGGACAUCGGACACGGAGGUGGUGGCAGUAUCAAGCACGUAUCGCAACUGGACUGCCUGCAACGCGACAAUUAUAUUAGGUCAGUAAAGUUACUGCCAGAUUGCAGAACUUUAAUAGUUGGAGGAGAGGCUAGUCAGCUGAUCAUCUGGGACUUGGCUAGUCCUACGCCGCGAAUCAAAACGGAACUGACGUCUGCAGCACCAGCCUGUUACGCAUUGGCGAUUUCGCCGGAUUCGAAGGUCUGCUUUAGUUGCUGUAGCGAUGGUAAUAUCGCUGUGUGGGAUCUCCAGAAUGAGACGUUGAUUAGACAAUUCCAAGGUCACACGGACGGUGCCUCCUGCAUCGAUAUUUCAGCAGAUGGUUCAAAAUUAUGGACAGGAGGAUUGGAUAAUACAGUGCGUUCGUGGGAUCUAAGAGAGGGUAGACAAUUGAAGCAACAUGACUUUACCUCGCAAAUAUUUUCACUGGGCUAUUGCCCAACUGGAGAGUGGCUUGCAGUUGGUAUGGAAAACUCAAAUGUCGAGGUCCUUCAUGCUACAAAAUCCGAUAAGUAUCAACUGCAUCUACACGAAUCGUGCGUGUUGUCAUUGCGUUUCGCAUCUUGCGGCAAAUGGUUCGUCUCUACGGGCAAGGAUAAUCUAUUAAAUGCAUGGCGCACACCAUAUGGCGCUUCGAUAUUUCAGUCGAAGGAGUCCUCGUCGGUGUUGAGCUGCGAUAUUUCUGCUGAUGACAAGUACAUUGUAACCGGAUCUGGUGACAAAAAGGCCACUGUAUACGAAGUGAUUUAUUAGAUGCGUACGGUAAAGACGUUUUACGUUUCCCUCCCUUGGUCGAAACUUGAACUGUUUAAUGCUCUCCCUUCUCGCGGGAGAUCUUACAAGUGAGACUUUUUAGCAGCCUUAGGAACUUAGACUGUUACUAUAUUGUGUAUAUAUACAUAACAAGUAUAUUAAUGGUAGAAAUUGCGUUCGAAAGAAAUAAAGCACAGACGGACAAACGAAAAAAAAAAAAAAAAGAACUGAUGCUAAUUAUGAUUGGUUAAGAAACCAAUGUGUGUGCCAGAGAAAAAUCUGUAUAUGUAUAUUUAGAAGUUGCGUGUGCGUGGCCCAAUUGUACCUACGACCAUGUGAUUUAACGUAGAAGAAACUUUCUUUGUCGCGUGUAUACAACGAGAAUGUGUUAAUGGUACGUUACCAAACAAUUUUGCAUGCGCAUUAAGUGAUCAGAGCCUUGCAAAUGGUGAUGCUAGAUACGAUUUCGUAUAUGUAAGUACCUAAUUAUAAAAUCAACACGCCCAAAACAUUAUACGACAGAUAGCAUGAAAACAAACAUUGGAAAUCUGUCUAACGAAAAAUUAUACUUGCUCUCACUUACGGUAAUUUUCUUCGAAACUUUUACAAUUUUUGCAAAAUUGUCCCUUAGUAUAACUACAACCACGAUAUCGAAGUAUAUUAUUGCUCUAUAUUUGGAAAUGUUUCGAGGAAAUCGUUGGCUGUAGCUGUCUUUAAUAAUGCGUUUCACUAUAGAUCAGAAGCAACUAUAGUCUUCUGUCGAUUAAUGUUGUCGAUAUAAUAUUUUAUGCUGAUAGCGAUAUGUUGACAUCAAUAACAACAAAUGCAAUGAAAGAUGAAUGCACAUCGAAUUAUUUAUUUCGUAUAAAUUAUUCAUUUCGUUCAUUUAGAAUUAGUUGC
Molecule: messenger RNA, 2430 nt
Organism: Apis dorsata (giant honeybee)
Lineage: Eukaryota; Metazoa; Arthropoda; Insecta; Hymenoptera; Apidae
Gene: gro
Product: protein groucho-like
Exons: 10
Coding region: 1-1530 (509 amino acids)
Biological process (GO): regulation of DNA-templated transcription; negative regulation of canonical Wnt signaling pathway
Cellular component (GO): transcription regulator complex; nucleus
Molecular function (GO): protein binding; transcription corepressor activity
Source: RefSeq, a predicted model, not a curated record